Peronospora belbahrii is the source of this 261-nucleotide messenger RNA. The record is from the annotation of a GenBank genome assembly. NCBI's taxonomy places the organism in Eukaryota, Oomycota, Peronosporomycetes, Peronosporales, Peronosporaceae.
AUGCAGCAGGCGAUUGUGGUAAAAUUUGGCUCUAAUGCUCUGACUUUUCGAGAGAACGGAUUGAGCAAGGUCUGCAUGAAGUUCUUCAUAGCUAUUGCCACCACAUACGAUGAUCGUACCAAGGUGGACAAGUUGUCCAAGGUAAUGAAUCGAGUCGAUGAUGGCACGACUAUCAUGCACCAUAAUCUUGAACUCGUGCUGUCUGACAUGGAGAAGAUAAAAGUUGUGAAGCAAAAGACCAAUGACUUAAGUGAUCAGUAG